Molecule: messenger RNA, 759 nt
Organism: Zymoseptoria tritici IPO323
Lineage: Eukaryota; Fungi; Ascomycota; Dothideomycetes; Mycosphaerellales; Mycosphaerellaceae
Exons: 2
Coding region: 28-759 (243 amino acids)
Cellular component (GO): nucleus; cytoplasm
Source: RefSeq, a predicted model, not a curated record
ACAACAUCAACGACACACACCGCCAAAAUGCCCUCCUCCUCCACCACCGACCAACUCCCCACCGAAGUCGUAACCUGCCUCCGCAAUGCCCGCUUCCUCCACCUCGCAACCUGCACAAACAACACCCCCCACGUCUCCCUAAUGCACUACACCUUCCUCCCCUCCAACUCCUUCCCCUCAACCAGCUCAACCCUCCCCUCCGGUCCCACAAUAAUAAUGACCACGGACCCCCACUCCAAAAAAACCACAAACCUCCUCGCCAACCCCUCCGUCUCCCUCCUCGUCCACGACUGGGUUUCCACCCGUCCUCCCUCGACCACCUCCGCCAACGCCUCCGACCGCGAACGAUCCCCCGCGUCCGGUCAUCGAAGUAGUCUCGCGGCGAUGUUGAUGCAAAUGAACUCCACCGCUGUAUCCUCCAUUUCCGCGACGAUUAAUGGCGCGGCGAGGGUACUGGAACAAGGGACGGAGGAGGAGAGGUGGUGUAAAGAGCAGCAUUUGGCGAAUAACACGUUCAGUUCGGAUGGGAGUGAACAGGGGAGUUUUGGAACGUCACCGGAAGAGAGGACGGGGGAUAGUGGGAGAGGGAGUUAUAUCGCGGAUCAGGAUGUGAGGGUUGUGGUGGUGGAGAUUAAAGGGGGGAGGAUUAGUGAUUGGAAGGGUGGGGUUAAGGAGUGGAGUGUUGCUGGGAGUGGUGGGCGGGAUGGGCAGGAAGAGAGGAAUGGGGAUAUUAGGACGUUGGUGAAUGGCGUGGCGUGA